AGCACACAAACCGGGGAGCUGCAACUCUGCAGAGGGAUAAAAAAAACUUCGCAGAAAGACGCCUUUUCGACCAGCUCUUGCAAAAAGAAAACGUGCAAACAGCGUUUAAACUGUUAUGGUCAUGGAUGGUCUCAUGCACCACUAGAACCGAGGAUUUGUCGACCUACUAUGGAGCCUCCGGAUAAUAGCGAACCUAGCAGGCAGGCCAAUCCCUCAAAAUAUGGUUUGGUGCAUCAGAACUGCGAGGUGGAAGAGUUGUGGGACAAGCGCAGCAAGGAAGAGGAAGCUCUGCACAGCACGUCUCCCCCCUGCACCCCCCGGCAGAUGAAACGCAUGUCGGGGAAACACCAGAAGAACCGCCAAGGUCAGGGAAGGUCGGCUAGACGCUCUCCUAACAAGGCAGACAAGCAGACGUCCCCAUCCAGUCCAUCCCAGCCCCAGAGAGAGAGGCAGCCCAACCCCAACAGGCUCAGAGAAGGGGCCGAGCGAGACCAAGACAAAGACUCCCACCUCCAGCCCCCUGAGGCCGAGCAACAUAACUACAAGUUGGGCAAGAAACAGACCGACCCUUCUGAGGGGAUCCAAAUAAACAAACAAGUAAAGAAACAAAGCGAGGAUCAACAACACAGCUACAAACAGGGUCAAAAACAACGUGCCACCCUGCGUUCCAGCGAGAGAGACCACAAGAAGACCUUCCACGGUUCCUUCAUGCUGAACCCGCUCACCAAGACCUCCAGCCCCUUCGGUGGAGGCUCAGCCCUCAACAUGGACCCCAGGAAACCCUACCUGUCACUGGGCUGCGGCAGCGGCAAGCUCCUGGUCACUAUGCCCCACCCCAUGGCCCACCGCACCCACCGCCAGACUUCCCGUACAGACUGCCCUGCUGAUAGACUCAAGUUCUUUGAGACGCUGAGGUUGUUAUUGAAGCUGACAUCCAUGUCGUCCAAGAAGAAGGAGAAGGAGCAGCGUGGCCUGGAGAACUCAGCCUUCAUGGCCCAGAACAAUGACGUGGUGUGGCUGGAGCUCCAGGCGUGGCAUGCCAGACGCUCCGUCAACGACCAGGACCUGUUCCUGUUCACAGCUCGUCAGGCCAUCCCAGACAUCAUCCACGAGGUCCUCCACUUCAAGGUUAACUACCACAGCCUGAGCCCUAGCACCAUAGGCGUUGGGCAACCUGGCCUGCGGACGGGGGUAGGAGUGGGAGUACCAGGGGCAUCUCCAGACCAGGGGGCCCAGAGGACUCUAGUGUUCACAGAGUCAGGCUGUGGAGGUCCAGGCCAGGUGCCCAAGCAGAGGUCUCCAACCCAGGGCUCAGAGACUGUUUCUGGGAAGGAAGGGGACUCUAACCAGCCUGCUGCUGGUGGAGCUCCAGAGACUAACCACGCUGUUUCAGUUGACCCGUGGGGCUUCAGCGCCAACCCCUCCUCGGCAGUAGACGCAGCGGCCCCCCUGGGUUCCGGGGCGGGGUACAGGGAGCACCUCCAGCGCCAGCGGCUGGCCUUCGAGCAGGUCAAACGGGUGAUGGAGCUGCUGGAGUCAGUAGAGGCUUUGUACCCGUCCCUGCAGACCCUCCAGAAGGACUAUGAGAAGUACGCGGCCAGGGACUUCCAGGGCAGGGUGCAGGCACUCUGUCUUUGGCUCAACAUCACACAGGAUCUGAACCAGAAGCUGCGUGUCAUGGCCACUGUCCUCGGCCUCCGGGACCUCUCCCGUAUCGGCUGGCCCGUCUUCGAGAUCCCCUCGCCACGCUGUUCCCACGGCAAUGACGACAAAGACGAGGAUGAAGAAGACGAGGAGAAGGACUCCACGGCAACCUUCAUCGCCAGCGACAGCGACGGAGAGGACCGGGACCUAGUGGUGGAGGAUGGGGGAACGGACGAGCCCCAAGGGAUCGAGACGAUGGGAGAGCUCUUCCCCUGUUUGACUCCUAAAUUCCCCCACUUACUAUCCGAAGACAAAUUCCUCCCAGCGGCUGGGACUGGGACUAUAGAGGUGGUAUCAGGGGGAACAGGGACAGGGGGGAUAUACUGUCCCACAGCCAUCUACAGACCCUUUGUAGAUAAGGCCUUGAAACAGAUGGGGCUGAGGAAACUGAUCCUGAGGCUUCACAAGCUGAUGGACCCCUCCCUCCAGAGGUCCCGGGCAGCCCUGCUCAGCCACAUGCCUGCACAGGAGUUCACAGACUUCCCAGACCCCAUGCUGUACAGUGACUACCUACCAGAACUGUCCCGCCACCUGUCCUCCUGUAGCGCCCCCUGUGGCCCGGAGCUGGGGGCAGACCAGGUCUCUUGGGAGGAGCUGUUGGACAUGGACCUACCCUCGUUCCGACCUGCCUUCUUGGUCCUGUGCCGGGUCCUGCUGAACGUGAUACAUGAGUGCCUUAAACUGAGACUGGAACAGAGACCUGCAGGGGAGCCUUCACUGCUCAGCAUCAAACAGUUGGUGCGUGAAUGUAAGGAGGUGUUGAAAGGUGGUCUCCUGAUGAAGCAGUAUUACCAGUACAUGCUGAGGCGGGUGGUCACAGACCCCCAGGGACUCCAGACCAACGCCAACAUAGACGAGUUUGAGGACGACCUCCACAAGAUGCUAGUGGUGUACUUUGACUACAUGCACAGCUGGAUCCAGAUGCUGCAGCAGCUUCCCCAGGCCUCCCACAGCCUGAAGAACCUUCUAGAGGAGGAGUGGGACUUUACCAAGGUCAUCACCCCUUACAUCAGAGGAGGGGAGGCUCAGUCUGGGAAACUCUUCUGUGAUAUUGCUGGGAUGCUGCUCAAGUCCACUGGGGACUUCCUGGACGCGGGCCUGCAGAGGAGUGGUGAUGAAUUCUGGGAAAGUGCCGAUGACAGUACAGUCUCAGAUGAGAUCAGGCGGUCGGUAAUCGAGACGAGCCGGUCACUCAAGGAACUGUUCCACGAGGCUAGAGAGAGGGCGUCCAAAGCUCUGGGCUUUGCCAAAAUGCUCCGUAAGGACCUGGAGAUUGCUGCGGACUUCAGCAUUACCAGGGGGGUACCAUGCCUCCUGGAGGCCCUCAUGGAGAGAAACUAUGUCAAGGUCCAGAUCCCAGGGCUGGAGGAGCUGGAGGUGUUUGUCCCCGGUUCCCUGAUGGACCAGCGGGCCCUCAUCCUGCAACUUCUUAACGCUGCAGCUGGUAAGGACUGCAGUAAAGAGCCUGACGAGAUGAUGGCAGAGGAUGAGGCCUACCUGCUGAUGAGCAAGCACGGAGCAGGGGACUCACCUGGCGAGGCAGCCCAGGCUGCGGUGCAGUGGCAGUGGGACGGGGAGCUGGUCAAACUGGUGCCUCAGAUGGAGACUGUGGACACUCUACGAGCCAUGAAGGUGGAGAACCUGCUCCUGAUAGUGAUGCAAUCAGCCCACCUGGUGGCCCAGCGUAAGGCCUUCCAGCAGAGCAUGGAUGACCUGCUCACCCUCCACAGGGAACAAACUUCCAGCCAGCCCCUCAUCGCCCGCUCCCUGGAGCAACUCAAGAACGAAGCCUUACAGCUGUGUAUAAAGAUCAACACAGCCAUCGACCGGGUGGAGUACAUGUUCACGUCAGAGUUUGAGGUGGAGGUGGAGGAGUCGGAGUCGGCCACACUACAGCAGUACUACAGAGAAGCCAUGAUACAGGGAUACAACUUUGCCUUCGAGUACCACAAGGAGGUGGUGCGUCUGAUGUCGGGGGAGUUCCGUCAGCGGAUCGGGGAGCGCUACAUCUCUUUCGCCAGGAAGUGGAUGAACUAUGUCCUCACUAAGUGUGAAAGUGGCCGGGGUACCAGACCCCGCUGGGCCACUCAAGGCUUUGAUUUCCUCCAAGCCAUCGAACCUGCCUUCAUCUCUGCUUUACCAGAGGACGACUUCCUAAAUUUGCAAGCUCUGAUGAACGAGUGCAUUGGUCAUGUGAUCGGGAAGCCUCACAGCCCAGUCAGUGGCCUGUACAUAGCCUCCAGGAACAGUCCUCGACCGGUCAAGGUCCCUCGUUGCCAUAGUGACCCCCCCAACCCCCAGCUGUUCAUCCCCAAUGCAGAGGGCUUCAGCUCUAGGAGUCUCCCUUGCGACCUACGGACUCAGCUGUGUCUACCUACAGGCCCCCGCACAGUCCCUGCCCCUCAGGGCCCCCCCGGGGAACACGGUCCAACCAAAGCACCUGGAUCCACCCCAAAUGACGUCAGAGGGACCAACCUCCAGGAGAACGACAGGCUGUGGUCUGCAGCGGCCGAGAUGCAUUUCAGGUCUCUGAGCCGACACUCCAGUCCCACUGAGAACAGGGAAGAACCCUCCUAUCCUAAGGGAGGAGAACCCAGCAGCACAGCUAGGAGAAGCUGGGAACUCCGCACCUUCAUCAGCCAAUCAAAAGACACGGCAGCCAGACAGAGCCCCAUGGAAGCUGUACGUCGCUCCAUACACUCCUUCGAGGACAAACGCUACGCAGUCAUGAAGCAAAGGAACAUCAUUGGCCAGGUGUGCGACACCCCCAAAUCCUACGACAACGUCAUGCACGUUGGCCUCCGCAAGGUCACCUUCAAGUGGCAGAGGGGCAACAAGAUAGGUGAGGGACAGUAUGGCAAGGUGUACACCUGCAUCAACGUGGACACUGGGGAACUCAUGGCUAUGAAGGAGAUCCGGUUCCAGCCGAACGACCAUAAGGCGAUAAAGGAGACAGCAGAUGAGCUGAAGAUCUUUGAGGGCAUCAAACACCCCAACCUGGUCCGCUACUUUGGUGUUGAGCUACAUCGGGAGGAGAUGUACAUCUUCAUGGAGUACUGUGAUGAGGGGACCCUGGAGGAGGUGUCCAGGCUUGGCCUACAGGAACACGUCAUCAGGCUGUACAGCAAACAGACCACCACGGCCAUCAACGUGCUGCACGAACACGGCAUCGUGCACCGAGACAUCAAGGGAGCCAACAUCUUCCUGACGUCGUCAGGCUUGAUCAAGCUGGGGGACUUUGGCUGUUCUGUGAAGCUGAACAAUGCCCAGACCAUGCCUGGAGAGGUUAACAGCACCAUGGGAACGGCAGCAUAUAUGGCACCUGAGGUCAUUACGAGGGCAAAGGGCGAAGGUCAUGGCCGAGCAGCUGACAUCUGGAGUUUGGGAUGUGUCCUCAUCGAGAUGGUGACUGGGAAGAGGCCAUGGCACGAGUAUGAGCACAACUUCCAGAUCAUGUACAAGGUGGGUAUGGGCCACAAGCCCCCCAUCCCAGAGAAGCUGUCCACUGAGGGGAAGGAUUUCCUGGGUCACUGUCUAGAGAGUGAGCCCAAACGACGCUGGACCGCCAGUACCCUGCUAGACCACCCCUUCGUCAAGGUUUGCACGGAUGAAGAGUGAGGGGGAACUGACACCGCUGCUCCCACGUUUACAAACUAUAGCACUACUGUUCAUGUUGGCCAGAGACCGAAAGAUGAGGGUCUUGUGAACACAGGAAAUUAUGACUGCAGGCAUAUGGCGCUAAACUGAGGAACUUUAUUAAGACAUAAUUUCCGAUGGAUGACUAAACUGGAUCACUUGGAUCGUGUUCCUUACAAACCAAGCGGAAGAAAACUGACUGCAACAGGGAGAGACACUAUCUGUUGAAAAACGUUUUGCUACAGUGUGCCCUAAUGAACAUGACCCUGUAGUAGAAGUCUUAUGUCCUGGGGAGGGCAAUGUAUUGUACAUACUGUAAUAAUAGGAUUGGAUCGAUCCUUGUAUAAACAAUAUUGUAAAGCUUAGGUAAUAAGUAUAGCCACAUCUUGUUGUUCUCUCAUUGGUGAAGAUGAGAUGGAACAAGGCAAAUGAGGAAGAUAUUGAAAAACAAAAGCUAUGGCACUUUAAAUAAAGCAGUUUUUUCCUUUCAGUGAGUGUACUAGGGACAGUUGAGAUCUAAGUUCACUGCAGACAUUUGGGCCUCGUUCAGUAGGCAAACGUUGUGGAACAUUGCAGCUAGAAAUGUCAAAAGGCAUGUUUGUUUUACAUAACAUACCUGAAUGUUCCACAAUGUUGUGCCCUUCUGAACGUGCCCCAGGUUUAGUCGAGGCAGCAGUCUUUCCUUCAGUCGUUUGAUGAGGUGAUUGUCAUUGCACAGAAGCAGGGGAUGCUGUACUUAGUGCCAUCUGUAAUUAUUGGGACAAAACAUUUUUCUUUUUGGCGUUAUACUUCAAAAGUUUUUAUUUUAAAUCAAACAAUGACUGAGGGUGUUAUCAUCCAUAUCAUGUGAACUGUUUAGCACUUUUCAGACAUUAGUCCCCCCCAUUUUAGGGGGCCAAUUUACAGUCAAAAAAAAAAAGUAUUUUUGGUCCCAUAUUCAUAGCACUACAUCAAGCUUGUGACCAAACUUAUUGGAUAAUCUUGAAUAAUGAGUGAAAGUUCACCACACACAUCUCAUACCCAAGACAUGCUAACCUCUCGUUAUUGUAAUGGUGAGACGUUAGCCUCACUCAUCAUUAUCCAAAGUGUUCAGAAACAUAGUAUUUUUUACAAUAAGUGACUGCAAUGACACAUUAUAAAAUGACAUCAGCUUGUUGUAGUCCUUGUGUGCUAUAAAUAUGGGACCAAAUACUGACUACUUCAAUAAACAAGUGAAUUUGUCCCAAUACUUUUGGUUACCUAAAAAGUGCUUUAUUUCUAAAAUGGUUCACCCGAUAUGGAUGAAAAUACCCUUAAAUUAAAGCUGACAGUCUUCACUUUAACCUCAGUCAUUGUUUGAUUUCAAAUCCAAACUGAGUCCAUAAGAAAAAUGUAUUCACUGAGGACACUGUAUAAGAAACAAUUUCCACCCAUACAUUAAAUUAACAAUCAAUGGCUGUGGGGAAGAGUCUAGGAAGGAAAGAACGUUUAUUUUUUAUUUUUGGUGGAUUUGUUUUAAAAUAGUUAUUUCGCCUUGCUGAGGAUCCCAUUUUUACAGUUGGAGAUUAAGCUUACGUCCCAAAUGGGAUGUAGAGGGUAUGGGCAGCACUGAUUGGUUGACAGAGUCAGACAGGUGUGUUCCGAUUGGAGAGCCAUGGAACUGAAGCAUAUCCAACCGAGGAGAGAGACAACGGUCCGAUCUCACUCCCUGCUGCUGAAUGCACACACACACUUUCUGGUCCUCUGCUAUGUACAAACAAUAUUACAUCUUUAAGAAAUGCUGUGAGAUUAGUAUGUCCUAGAUUCAUCAAACAUAACAUGGUAAUGUUUACACAGGAUCUUAAAAUAGAAGGGACUGCCUGUGUUUGUACGUACACACUGCUGAAACUAAAGCCAGCGUCAACCUGUGAAGUGGGCUUAUCUGGUACUUCAGUUUAUUACAGAAUCUCAUAUGUGCAAAAAAGUUGUCAAUUUUCAUCACAAUUUUAGUGCAUGUAACACACACCAACAUGUAUGACUAAAGCGUGUUGUGAUAUGGCAAGGACAACAGUAUGCAUGCCCUGAACCUACAGUGCAUUCGGAAAGUAUUCAGACCUCUUGACUUUUUCCACAUUGUCACAUUCUAAAACUGGAUGAAAAAAAAAAAAAAAA
Messenger RNA from Salvelinus namaycush (lake trout), 7470 nucleotides. Its product is annotated as mitogen-activated protein kinase kinase kinase 4-like. Gene Ontology annotation, biological process: MAPK cascade; protein phosphorylation. NCBI's taxonomy places the organism in Eukaryota, Metazoa, Chordata, Actinopteri, Salmoniformes, Salmonidae. The coding region runs from base 169 to 5322 and encodes 1717 amino acids. The record is from RefSeq and is a predicted model, not a curated record. The transcript is spliced from 28 exons. Gene Ontology annotation, molecular function: ATP binding; protein kinase activity.